Molecule: messenger RNA, 2942 nt
Organism: Aspergillus uvarum CBS 121591
Lineage: Eukaryota; Fungi; Ascomycota; Eurotiomycetes; Eurotiales; Aspergillaceae
Exons: 7
Coding region: 1-2808 (935 amino acids)
Source: RefSeq, a predicted model, not a curated record
AUGCGCUUGACCUCGCUUCUGAUUACCGCGCUGCUCUCGCGACAGAGCAUUGCACUUGCUCACAAGACGACUGGACCUUAUGACGACCUCGGCUCAUUUCAGGAUCCAGCACCUCGCGCGCGUCCUCGUUUCCGCUACUGGCUGCCGGAUGCCAGUGCUGGUGGUGUUGAGUUCCUCCCAUUCUACGCUUAUGGCUCCGAGGUACCAGGAGCGGAUUGGGUGACUUACGGCUUCGGCACCCCAGCGUACCUCAAAAUGUUCAAAGCUGCUCUCCAGGCCCACAAAGAGGCCGGCCUUACCAUGGAUUUUCCCCUUGGUCCUAACCAGGGUCAGGGAGUGCCUGCACGGUGUGAUGAUGAAGGGCUUCAGUGGGAUUUGUUGCUAUCCCCCCGAACGGAACUUAUGACGGCAGGCUUCCAGGCUGGGAUACAGGAGAUUUGGGUGGCACUUGUUACGGCUCAGGUCCUUUCUGCUCGGAACAUCACGAGCCAGACCGUUCCGACUCUCUACACUGUGGCAGUGGAGGAUCAUAUGCAAUACGUGCUCAAGAAUGCAACACUACAGGCCUGGACAGACAAUAUAUCAUUGGAAGGCACCGUUCAUCUGAAGCUCCCUUCGUCUCACGGCGAAACCUAUCUGCUUUUUGCAUUCUACCAGUACCUGACACACACCCAAAAUCUCCCAGUCAACUCAAACAAGACCGGGACAAUCUUUGACAAUGGUUCCUACAUUGUGGACCACUUCAGUGCGAAGGGAGCACAGGUAGUCACCAAAUUCUGGGAUGACUACUUGCUCGAGGACGCUGAGGUCAAGGAGCUUCUGUCAGAGGUUGGUAACUAUGGCUGGGAGGACAGUAUUGAGGCGACUUCGAACAUAUCCUGGACGCCAUCACUGCCGAAAGUCUUUUACGACAAGUAUGGCUAUGACUUGAAGCGUUUCCUACCACUGUUCAUGUUUGGCAAUAACAACAUUGGCAUUCAGAAUGCUGCACCAGGCUCGGUAGAGUGCCUGCUAGACACUCCGGACCAAGGAAAGGGAUAUGUGAAUGACUUCCGUAGUGCUCUGAUGGAGGGAUACCGAGCCUACGUGGAGCAUUACACAAACUGGACCAACGCGAUGAACCUACAAUAUUCAUCUCAGGUUGCCUACAACCUACCUAUCGAUGUCUUGGCUAGUGUCCCGGAUGUCAAUGCACCAGAGUGCGAGAGCUUGCAGCACCAAAACAAUGUUGACAGAAAGAAAGUCAUCUCCAACGAGCUGGGCGCUGUCGUAACCGAAGCAUAUAGCCAUACGAUCACAGAGCUUCUGUGGCAGGUCAAUCGAGCGGCUGCAGGUGGCGUCAAUCAGGUCGUGUUGCAUGGGCAAUCCUACUCUGGAAACUACUACAAUACGUCAUGGCCAGGCUAUACAGCGUUUUACUAUCUGUUUUCGGACUCAUACUCCGAGAAGCAGCCAUACUGGAACCACGGAUUCUCGGAAGCCUUGAACCACAUUGCGAGGUUACAAUAUUCUCAGCGCAAGGGUAUCCCCAAAGUUGACUUGGUCGUUUACAGCAAGGACUCCGCAUCUGAUCCGUAUUUGGGCACUGCCUAUAACCAGACUGAUCUGAUCGGAAAUGGGUACACCUAUGUCUACUUGUCACCCGAGAACUUCGCCUUGCCUCAGGCUUAUGUCAAGAAUGGAUCACUGACACCGGAUGGCCCCGAGUUUCGCGCCAUGGUUGUCCCAGGGUCGAGUAACCUCACUCUUGGUGCGAUCAGCUAUAUCAAGGAUUAUGCCCGUGCAGGCCUUCCGGUGAUCUUAUCAGGUGGACUGCCCAACAUCUACUUCACAGAAGAUGGGACUGAGACUACCGCUCGGGCAGAGCUGGCCUCUUUGCAGACUACCCAGAAUGUCUAUCCAGUCGCUGCUGGUCAAGCAGCUAGCAAGCUUUCAGCUUUGGGCAUCUCGCCCAGGGUCAAAGUGCAGGCAGAUGGGACCUGGUAUUCGACCUGGAGAUCCGACAACGACGGCACAGAGUAUCUUUUCAUCCUCUCGGACCUGGUCAAGUCUGCUGGCACGGUAAGUGUCGCAACCACGAAACAGCAUUACUCACUAGAUCCCUGGACUGGCGAAGAGAGGCCGGUUCUGGCAUAUCAGCAGGAAUUUGGACGCACAGUGAUCCCUUUCUCUUUUGCUGCAAACCAGACCGCCAUACUGGUCUUCAGGGAUACCACGACGUCUGCGACGUCACUCUGUACCACCGAUAUUCCCGCCUCAAUCACCGGGCAUGACUCACUAACCGCACCAUCGCCCCAAGUAUCACUUUCUGACUGGACUCUCACCGUCGAGCAUUGGGACCACCCUCUCAAUAUCAGCGAUGCUUCCACCAUUGCGCUCAAACACAAUACCACGCACAGGCUCACUUCUCUCGUCUCCUGGCGCGACAUUCCCGCCAUCGCCAACGCCUCUGGAAUAGGCUACUACACCCACGGCCUGGUCUGGUCGCCUUCAGCGUCUGCCUCAGGCGCAUACCUCCUUCUACCCAAAGCCACCAACGGGGCGAACGGACACCGCGUUCCGCCCUUCGACUACCAGGCCCCGAAGAUCAACAUCAGUCCGUACCUUCAUGCCGGCACCAACGAGAUCACCGUAGAGGUUCCGUCCGUGAUGUGGAACUAUCUCCGCUCCAUUUUUGCUGAGCUCUGGACAGGCGGCGUUCACCCGACGGAUGUCUUCAGAGCCUAUGAAGGCUUGCCCGGAACAGUGGACAACGGGCUUAUCGGAGAGGCAACGGUUGUGCCAUAUGUAGAUGUGCAUGUAGGAUGAAGAUCAUCCAACCAUAGUUCAGAAUCCCCGGCCAGAAGAUAGCAGACAAAUCAGAGCGACCCUAAAAGCAAUGCGAUCGUCGGGUGGGAAUCGACGAAGACACAGUAGAAGACGACAAUUCCCCACGUGUGGUC